Diorhabda carinulata is the source of this 540-nucleotide messenger RNA. RefSeq names its product ubiquitin-conjugating enzyme E2 T-like. Gene Ontology annotation, molecular function: ubiquitin conjugating enzyme activity. The record is from RefSeq and is a predicted model, not a curated record. The coding region runs from base 1 to 456 and encodes 151 amino acids. Lineage: Eukaryota; Metazoa; Arthropoda; Insecta; Coleoptera; Chrysomelidae. The transcript has a single exon. Gene Ontology annotation, biological process: DNA damage response; protein polyubiquitination. Gene Ontology annotation, cellular component: nucleus.
AUGCAAAGACAAAGAUUAUCUCGGGAAUUAACAAAAAUAACAACCUAUCCCCCUCCAGGAAUUUGUCUUUUUGCAAAAGAUGAUACAAUGAAUAAUUUAGAAGCUAAAAUAACUGGUCCUCAAGACAGUCCCUACAAAAAUGGUGUCUUCACUCUAGAUAUUAUGAUACCCGAUAAAUAUCCAUUUACACCUCCCUCCAUGAAAUUUAUUACAAAAAUAUAUCACCCCAACAUAGAUGAAAAUGGAAGAAUUUGUUUGGAUUUGAUUAAAAUGCCACCAGUGGGAAGUUGGAAACCAACAAUAGGGCUAGAAGGACUACUAACUGCUGUUAGAAUGUUACUUGAAUUCCCCAAUCCAGAUGAUCCACUAGUGGCUGAGAUUGCAGAGGAAUUUAAAAGUCAAUAUCAACAAUUUGUUAACAAAGCAAAAAUGUAUACUGAAAAAUAUGCUCACUAGAUUUAAUUAAUUAUUACAAGAUAUUGUAUGGUUGUUCUUGAAAAAAACAUUAAUUGUUAAUAUAUUCAUUUUUUGUAUCUGAAA